AUGUAUUGCGCUUGCGGGAGCUUGCGGAGCGGGAAGAGGGCGUUCGACGCGACCGAGAGGAAGGAUUUGUCGACGUGGACCUCGAUGAUCGGCGGAUACGCCAUGCACGGCGCUCAACGGCGCCACGAGGCCGGUGAUCGCUUGUUUCGAUGCGAAUGCGUGGAUGGAAGAAGCCUGAUGCCAGACGCUCCGGUGUUUACGAGCGUUCUGCACGCGUGUAGCCACUGUGGGUUGGUGGAGAAGGGGAUUCAAAUUUUUAAGGAUAUGAAGGACAAGUACAAGGUUGAGGCGAGGAUGGAGCACUAUGGAGCCGUGGUGGACUUGUUGGGCCGUGCUGGGCUUUUGGGGGAGGCCGAGAGGGUUGUGAGGUCGAUGCCGUUUGCGCCGAAUCGGGUUGUUUUGGGCUCGUUAUUGCACGCUCGUGGUGCUAAUGGGGAGUUGGAGAUCAGUGAGGAGUUGGAAAAGGAGUUGCUGAGAUUAGAGGACGGGAGUGGGUUCUAUGUGGGAGUAUCUAAUGUUUAUGCGAAAGAAGGAAGGUGGGAUGAAGUCGGUAAGAUUAGAGGGAAGAUGAAGGGGAAGGGUUUAAGGAAGGAGGGUGGUUUUAGCUUAGUUGAAGUUGGUGGUAGGGUUCACAAAUUUUUGGUUGGGGAUGCUAGUUCUGCAUUAGUCGGAGAGAUUCUUAGAUUGUCGUCGGGACUCAAUAAGGAGAUGGUGGGGUGGAGGUGGUCUGUAACCCGCCGAAAGCAAAUGAGGUUUAGCCGCCGGUCAAUCCCCGUAACAGAGGGUGGUGUGGAGUGGCUGAAAGCAAGAGGAGGUUUACCUGCUGUUAACCCAUACAGAGGCAAGGGCAGUUCUCAUGUGCAUAUAGUUUUUCAACAAAUUAUUGCAAAGUCGAACUGA
Molecule: messenger RNA, 900 nt
Organism: Asparagus officinalis (garden asparagus)
Lineage: Eukaryota; Viridiplantae; Streptophyta; Magnoliopsida; Asparagales; Asparagaceae
Product: pentatricopeptide repeat-containing protein At4g21065-like
Exons: 4
Coding region: 1-900 (299 amino acids)
Biological process (GO): RNA modification
Molecular function (GO): RNA binding; protein binding
Source: RefSeq, a predicted model, not a curated record